Messenger RNA from Striga asiatica, 1125 nucleotides. NCBI's taxonomy places the organism in Eukaryota, Viridiplantae, Streptophyta, Magnoliopsida, Lamiales, Orobanchaceae. The record is from the annotation of a GenBank genome assembly.
AUGCGUGUGGGCCCGGCGCUUAGAAUCGAGAUUCUUCAGCAAAAUCGAGACGAUCAAGAUCACGUGAAUCUCGAGGAAAUUACGCCCGUUCGUGUCCUCCCCGAGAUCCCCUCGAGGCACGAUAAUGUCUUCAAAAUCGAACGAGGGGGCCCGUUUUAUCAAAUUUACGAGUCCCUGUUUUGCUCGAUAAUUGCGAUCUGGUCCGUCACGUACUUCGUCAAUCGACAGACCGAACCCCGGUUGUCGAGUGGGGAAAUCGAGACCUCGUUUAGGAUAGCGCGCUCGAAAUCGUGCAGCAUACGGGCCGAAUCGUGCUCGAUAGCCGAGAGUAUUUCCGAACAUUUGUUUCGAAUCGAGAGUCCUAAUUCGGAGCUGAAGAGGGCAUUGGCACUAGGCAGAACCCAAACAAAAGCACUCAAAGGAAAACAGGCUAAAGGCAAAAUCUUUAACUGUGCCCACAAAGCACAGAUCUUUUGCAUAAUUAUUGCAAGAAUUAAUGUCAUCUACAAGCACAAGCCCCUGAAAAAUCUGGUCACACAGUUUUUUCUCCAUCUCAAACAAGAUUUUAACACAAAUCUUGCAGACUUGCGCCCAAGAUUCCAUUUUUACCCUCAGCUCGUCCCACGUUCGUUUGAGCUGCCCCUGCAAGAAAUUCCGCCUCACGCGCCGGUAGACGUCGACGCACUCCUUGACAUCGUCGUUGGAGCUCAUUCUCUGAGCAAUGUUUCUGAGGUAAGCAACCACGUCGCCGUUCGGCGGCUCGUGGGCCACGUAUUCCUCGUACCUGAAAAGAUAGGCCGUGCUGUCGGUGGCGAAGCUGGACUCGGUGGUAGAGACGGGGGCCGCGGCCUGGCUGUCGGACCAGCGGCCGAGGACGGCGCCGAACUCGUGGCGGAGCCUGGCCAUGGCGAUGGACACCAGCUCCGCGGUGAAGCCGACCCUGGGGGCGCCGGAGGGGGGCGGCGGCGGCUGGCGGAGGCGGUCAACGGCCUCGAAGUAGUGGCGCACGUCGCGGCGGCCGGAGUCGAAGAUCAGCUCGUGGUCCGGCUUGGCGCGCCAGUGGGAGAUGGUGUCGACGGCGGAUUGCGAGGAAAGGGAGAGCGAGGAGCCCAUCACGGUGUGGAA